Pelagomonas calceolata is the source of this 1335-nucleotide messenger RNA. NCBI's taxonomy places the organism in Eukaryota, Pelagophyceae, Pelagomonadales, Pelagomonadaceae. The record is from the annotation of a GenBank genome assembly.
GCUUGGAAGGGCUGCCCCCCGAGCGACUUGACCACACACAAGAUGAUCCUCACGUACUGCGCCGUCUGCGCCACCGACCUUGGCUUAACCAGGGGCAAGAAAUGCGGCCGCUGCAGCACGCGCUACUGCGGGGCAGCCUGCCAGGUGCAGCACUGGCAAGAGCGCGGCCACGACCAGCUCUGUAAGAAGAUUAAAAGGGCUGGUGGCGCUGAGCAGUACUAUGCAAAUAACAAGUACUCGGAGGCAGUCGCGGUCGCGGCGGAGGCGUGCGCCGAGGACACGAAGGGUCAGACGUGCUACAUCUGCACGCAGGCCUUGCAUUGGAAAACGAAGGAAGGCCUCGUGCGCGGGUGCUCGUGCCGCGGGACGGCGGGCUUCGCGCACGUGUCGUGCUUGGCGGAGGAGGCGAAGAUUUUGUGGGACGAGGCCGAGGAGAACAAUUUGGACGGCAAAGCGUUGCAGGAGAGGUGGAAUCGGUGGCGCGCGUGUAGCCUGUGCGAGCAACACUACCACGGCGUCGUUUCGUGCGCGCUCGGGUGGGCCUGCUGGAAGACGUACGUGGGGCGGCCGGAGACGGCCGUGGCUCGGAGACUUGCGAUGGAGAAUCUUGGGAGCGGUCUGUCCGCUGCGGGACACAACGGGGACGCGUUGUCCGUGAGAGAGGCCGAGUUUUCUAUGCGGCGGCGCAUCGGCGAGUCAGAAGGCAGCAUGCUUGCCGUGCAGGGCAAUCUUGCGGGCGCGUAUGAAGCGCUUGGACGGCUCGAAGAGGUCCUGUCGAUGCGGCGAGACGUAUAUUCUGGCUGGUUGAGGCUCAAAGGCGAGGAACAUGAAACGACUCUCUUAGAAGCCAGCAACCUCGCGUGCUCCCUUGAUCGUCUAGAGCGCUUCGAAGAAGCUAGGUCUCUGUUGCGCAAGACGAUGCCAGUGGCGCGACGCGUUCUCGGAGAAAGUGAUAGUACCACGCUCAGGAUGCGGUGGAAUUACGCUGUGGCGCUCUACAGAGACCCCGACGCCUCACUCGACGAUAUCCGCGAGGCCGUGGAGACGAUCGAGGAAGCGGAGCGGGCCGCAAGGCGCGUGCUCGGUGGCGGACAUCCGACCGCUAUGGGGAUGGAACAAUCCCUGCGACAUGCGCGAGCCGUGCUCAGCGACCGCGCCAAGAAGGAGAAACUUAUGGAAGAACUCGAUGUUACUGCGGAAGUCUUCGAUAAGGUUGCUAGAUUUGCAACGAAGACACACCGGGUGAGUGUUUUAGGGACCACGGUCGAGGCGACGUAUGGCGACCUCGAGUCCACCCGCAAGGCGCUGGAGGCGUUGCCGCCGGGGGAUGCUUAA